Molecule: messenger RNA, 1057 nt
Organism: Brassica napus (rape)
Lineage: Eukaryota; Viridiplantae; Streptophyta; Magnoliopsida; Brassicales; Brassicaceae
Product: MADS-box protein AGL72
Exons: 7
Coding region: 325-954 (209 amino acids)
Biological process (GO): positive regulation of transcription by RNA polymerase II
Cellular component (GO): nucleus
Molecular function (GO): DNA-binding transcription factor activity, RNA polymerase II-specific; protein dimerization activity; RNA polymerase II cis-regulatory region sequence-specific DNA binding
Source: RefSeq, a predicted model, not a curated record
ACGAAGAUUUCCUGUUUAUUGUUUUAGGAUCUCACUUUCCAUUCAUCCUUUCUUUUGACUGAUUGCUUUCUCUCUACCCUCUUAUGUAAAUUAUUCCUUCUCUAUCCAAAUCUAUCUUUUUAGUGGAGGUUUGAAGCGAAUCUCGAGAAAGCUUUGCGAGUUUUCUUUAACUUCCCAGAUUUUUCCAAAUCAAGAAACCAUUUUCUGAUUUUGACUUUCGCUUUCGUUUCUGUGGUCUGUUUGCUUCAUUUCAUACAAAGCUAGGGUUUCCAUCUCAUAACGGAUCUCAGUCGCGGGAUUCUGAUUUUGUAAGAAUAAGUUAAAAUGGUGAGAGGAAAGAUCCAGAUCAAGAAGAUCGAGAACACGACAAGCAGACAAGUCACCUUCUCUAAGCGAAGGAGUGGUCUCUUUAAGAAGGCUCAUGAGCUUUCUGUUCUUUGUGAUGCCCAAGUAGCAGCUAUCAUCUUCUCUCAGAAAGGAAGAUUGUAUGAUUUCGCCAGCUCUGAUAUCCAGAAGACGAUCAAGCGAUACGCUGAGUAUAAGGGAGAGUACUUCGUUGCAGAAAGUCACCCCACUGAGCAAUACGUGCAGGGACUAAAGAAGGAAAUGGUGACAAUGGUGGAAAAGAUUGAAAUGCUUGAAGUUCAUAACCAGAAGUUGAUGGGGAAAAGUUUGGCCUUUUGUUCUUUAAAAGAACUUCAGGAAAUAGCCACACAGAUAGAGAAAAGCCUUCAUAUUGUUAGAUCAAGAAAGGCUAAAUUAUAUGAAGACGAGGUAGAGAAACUAAAAGCCAAGGGGAGGGAGCUCAAGGACGAGAGAGUCAGGCUUAGUGGAAGGGUAGGAGAAGAACCAAGCGGGAUGCCAAUGCCAUCAGGAAGCAAAGAGAAAGAGGAUGUGGAAACUGACCUAUCCAUCGGAUUUCGACCCGAUCUUAACAUUCUUCUUGUUCCUUAAACAUGAUAUCGAGCUACUUAUUAUCUCAGUGAAUAUGUGUAUAUUUAUAGGUCUUGUGUCACAUUUAUACUGAUAACUAAAUGAAACUAUUCUCUUCGAACUA